This is a messenger RNA of Vigna unguiculata (cowpea), 1530 nucleotides long. RefSeq names its product homeobox-leucine zipper protein HAT7-like. Lineage: Eukaryota; Viridiplantae; Streptophyta; Magnoliopsida; Fabales; Fabaceae. Gene Ontology annotation, molecular function: sequence-specific DNA binding; DNA-binding transcription factor activity, RNA polymerase II-specific. The record is from RefSeq and is a predicted model, not a curated record. Gene Ontology annotation, cellular component: nucleus. Gene Ontology annotation, biological process: positive regulation of DNA-templated transcription.
UACUAGCAUUUCAUAGUUUGCUUUUACACCUCUUAUUAUGAUGUUUUCUCUCUCUGCUGUCUGUCUCUCAGCCUAAAAAUCGCUGUCUUUCGGUCUGCAUACCUAUCAUCAUCACCAUCCCUCUUUCUGAAAACUCUGUCACCAUGAGAGUGAGAGCCAAACUCCUGUGAUCGCCACCACCCUCUUCAUCAAACCCUUCUUCUUCUUCUUCUUCUUCUUCUUCAUCUUCUACCAAACACCACAACCUCAAACAAACACAACAACAACAACAAAGAGUAUUUGAUUCUGUGAGUUUGUGUCACUGAUUCUAUGAAGCCUUGCAUGAAUGAAUGAUAACACCACUCACAACAUCACAACACCAACAACAACUCUCCCUGUUCUUCUACCAUGGCCUUCCCUCCCUCUCACACCUUCAUGUUCCAAACCCAUGAAGAUCAUGACCACCACCAACUCCACCUACGCUCCACCUCUUCCUCCCUCAACGCCUUCCCCUCUUUCCCACCCCAUCACUUUCAAGGCGGUGGUGCAGGUGCAGGUUUCAUGAUGAAGCGAUCGAUGUCGUUUUCAGGCAUAGAGAACAAGUGCGAUGAAGUGCAUGGAGACGACGAGUUGUCAGAUGAUGGAUCUCAGCUAGGGGAGAAGAAGAAGAGGCUGAGUUUGGAGCAGGUGAAGGCUCUUGAGAAGAGUUUUGAGUUGGGGAACAAGCUUGAGCCUGAGAGAAAAAUGCAGCUUGCAAAGGCUUUGGGCCUUCAACCGAGGCAAAUCGCUAUAUGGUUCCAGAAUAGGAGAGCAAGGUGGAAGACCAAGCAGCUUGAGAAGGAGUAUGAAGUUCUCAAGAAGCAGUUUGAAGCUGUGAAAGCUGAUAAUGAUUCACUCAAAGCUCAGAAUCAGAAACUACAUGCAGAGUUGAUCAUUCUCGGGAGGUGUCAGUGUGACAGUGUCAGAACUGAGAGCUGCGAAUUAACACUACAAAGUCUGAAAAAUAGGGAGUGCUGUGAAACCGGAACAGUAGUUAGUCAGAAGAAAGACACUGAGGGUUCUUGGAGCAAUGGAAGCAACAACAGUUCAGAAAUCAACUUGGACCUCUCAAGAACACCAGUGAUGAACAGUCCUGUGUCUUCUCAGAAUGGAAAAAGCCUCAUACCAAGUUCCCACAACAAGCCAACAAGCAUGACUCAACUCCUUCAAUGCUCAUCAAGAUCAGAUCUUCAAGAUGAGAGCUUCUGCAACAUGUUCCACAACAUUGAUGAGCAGCAGAAUUUUUGGCCCUGGACCGAGCAGCAGCACCAGUUUCAUUAAUCAAAAAAACUUGAUUUUGGAUAUUAUAAAUGAUUUGAGGUUGAAAGGUUGUGAGAAGUAAUUAAGUUCAUUAAUUAGGCUUAGCUCAACUUUUUUUCUCUCCCUACCAGUUUUUUUUCUUCUUCAGUUUAUGCUUAUGAUGUAGAUUGGUGUAUAAAGAGUUUGAACACAUUUACUUGAGUCAUGAUCAAGAGAGGUGGUGAACUUUGAAUAGUAGAGCAUCUUUUUUUC